Cinclus cinclus is the source of this 789-nucleotide messenger RNA. RefSeq names its product proline-rich protein 2-like. The transcript has 4 exons. The coding region runs from base 1 to 789 and encodes 262 amino acids. Lineage: Eukaryota; Metazoa; Chordata; Aves; Passeriformes; Cinclidae. The record is from RefSeq and is a predicted model, not a curated record.
AUGGCUGAGCCUGGCAUCACCCUGGACACAGCAGCCCCUUCCCAGGGCAACAUUCCCUGGAGCAGAACCAGCCCUGAGCAGGACAUCACGAGGUCACUGCACAAACCUGCCGGACAUGGGGAGGAAGCGAAGCCGCGAGCGGGGACACGGAGACACCGGGACCUGGGAGGGGACCUGAGCCCGGCAGGACGAGCUCGGGGGGGGGGGCUGCACACCGAGCAGCCCCGAGGGACGAGGGACGAGGGAGGGACGUCCCCCGAGGGACGAGGCUGUGGGACCCCCAAAUCCCGGGGGAUGGCAGAGGGUCAGACUUGGGUCCCGCAGCACAUCCAGGGAAUCCCCACGGCAGGAGGAGCCCCCCGUAAAACACCCGGGCACCCCCAAGGCCGCAUUCCCCCGCAGCACAGCCGGGAACACCCCGGGAGCAGCACGGAGGGUCCGGUCCCCGUCCCCCCGUCACCCCCCAUCGCUCACCGGCCCCGGCCGCCCCCGGCCCCGCCGCCGCCGCAUGCCCGGCCCGAGCCGCUCCCGGCGCGCGGAGCCGCGUCACGGGGCGGGCUGGAGGCGGCACCGGGCAGAGCUCCGGGAGGGGACGGGACCCCGGUGUGGGGCUGCGAGGGACCCGCAAGGCACCCCUGCGGUGGGACACGAGCCCACAUGUGGGUUCGGGGGAUGGGGGCACAGCUCCAGGUCGGGAGGGAGGACUGUCCCCUCCCUCCUCCGCCCAGAGCAGAGUUCCCGAGGAAGCUCCGCGGCACCUCAGAGGCUGCGGCAUCUCCCAAUCGUUAA